CAUGCGCUAGAAACCCAGUGUGGCCAGACAACAAAAUCGUUCUCCCCAGGGGCCCCUGCCAGCUCCUUGCUUCCCGAACCCCGCAGCACCAGCUUCGACACGGGAACCCAACCGACAAUCGCAAUCUUGCGAAAGCACUUGAAUGCUCGGCGCUCGCUUUGAACGUGUCUAACAAAUGUUAGGAGUCGACCGAGAAUUCGGAACACCCAUGCGUCGUGUUGAGUGUCUCGAGUUUGGAGACGUAGCCGCGCGAAAAAAGAACAUAUUACCUACAUACCCUAAAGACUUUCAAUUGAUUGAACUGGACAGUACUACACUAGUACUGUACUUCCGUUACGCUGGCCCAGUACCACAGUUACUGUGGAGCCAAUCACACCUCUUCCCGUUGCAUCCCGCUGCUCCACUCCAAAUUCUGGGUCCUGGCACAUGCUCACGAAACAUACGAUAUCUGCAAGCAACACCCCGCGCUUGCGCCCGACAUGGCGUUACUGGGCCUCUCAUUUAUUCUUGCGUCUUUGGUUUGGCUCUGCAUGCGGAGGCCGGCCUGGUUCCCAUCCAUCUUCGGGGGUCCACCGCGGUCUGCGAUCCAGCCGCCGCCUCAGGAGUCCCCAGAAACCGGGAAACCGCGAGAUGGCCCCUUAGAUGCGGAUAGCAUCACGACAGCCGGAUCCAAUCAGGAGUCCGAGCCGAACGGGCCACAGGCUGCGGUUCAGACUCCCGUAAAUGGUCUGCACGUGAACCAGCACCAAGCAGGCUUUGACGCAGGCCACGGCUCCCUAAACACGGAUUCAAGCCGGGAUGAGGAGACAACGCCCAAAGCCUCGGCAACCACACCCGAUAUUCCCGUGCCCUCAUUCGCACUCUUCCCGUCAGAACCGUCCUCCGAUGCUCCGACUCCCAGCGGUUUGGCGCCGGUGCCGGCGCCAAGCGCACACACGCUGAUGCCCCCUCCCCCGCGCCCGCCGACCCUCCGCCCUCCUCAGACAAGUAGCACUUGCUCCAGCGUGCCGUCGUUAUCGCCCACUCCCCGCCGGACCGGCAACCUCCCUAUCUCUCAACGGGGACAGCCUGGCUGCUCGACCCUCGCGCCGCCGCCCACGCACUCCUCGAAACCCGCCAAACCCUCCCGCGCCGUCAUGCUCUCACCGGGCCAUUCCCCACUAGACUGGGCGCGCCUCUCGGGCCACCCGACCGCCGACCUCCGCGGCCUACCGCCAGCUACUCCCUACCUGCGCGUCACGCCUAGCAUGCUGAAGAAGCAGACGGGACGGAAGGGCAAGGACGCGUGGACGGUGUUGGGGGGUAGGGUGUACAACAUAUCGCCGUAUCUCCCCUUCCACCCGGGCGGAGAGCCAGAGCUGUUGAGGGGUGCUGGGAGGGACGGGACGCGGUUGUUUGGGGAGAUCCAUCCGUGGGUGAACUACGAGGGGAUGCUGGCUGCCUGCUUGGUCGGUAUAUAUGUACCCGAGGAAGAAGGGGGUGAGGGUGCUCGGGGUGGUGGCGGUGCAGUCGGAGGCGAUUUGGAGGCUAUGGAUUGAUAUCCGGAGCUUGGUGGGCCACCAAGUGAGCUCAUGCUCUGCCUGUGCUAGGAGGACCGCUGACCUCUGUCCAUGGGCCACGGGGAUGAGCCACUUACAUCUAACCUGUAUCUCUGGCUAUCGUACAUGCAAAUCACGGGAAUAGAGCAUAGAAGAUGCCUGUAGAAAUAAAUAAUACCUGAUAGACAGUAAAUAUGCAAGGUCAUUUAU
Molecule: messenger RNA, 1748 nt
Organism: Chaetomium strumarium
Lineage: Eukaryota; Fungi; Ascomycota; Sordariomycetes; Sordariales; Chaetomiaceae
Exons: 1
Coding region: 480-1538 (352 amino acids)
Molecular function (GO): cytochrome-b5 reductase activity, acting on NAD(P)H; heme binding
Source: RefSeq, a predicted model, not a curated record